AAUGCCACAAGCUGCUAUCUUUCAAAACCCGAGGUGGGUUCAAAGCAAAAGACAAGCACAGCCAAGUUGAGACGAAAGGGGCAAAGCCACAAGUUCUCUCUCUCUCUCUCUCUCUGGGUAAUAUCUAAAUCUUUCUUCUCCUACCAAACCAUGCCUACGCUCACUCCUCCGCACCUCGCCGUCUCUCCGCCCCUCCGCCUCCUCCUCCUCCUCCUCUACAUAGCACCGACCACCAAUGCCGCUGCUGCCGCGGAGAUGGCCGCCCCUCGUCGGUGGUUCAAAGAAGCCCCCAAGUUCUACAACUCCCCCGAUUGCCCCUCCAUCGCUUCCCUCGACAUCUGCUACGCCGGCGCGGUCCACGUCGCCAUGACCCUCGACGCCGCCUACCUCCGUGGCUCCAUGGCCGCGAUCCUCUCCACCCUCCAGCACUCCUCGUGCCCCGAGAACAUCUGCUUCCACUUUGCCAUCGCCACCUCGGUUGCCACGGCUGACCACAACCGCCUCCGCCGCGCAGUCGCCACGUCCUUCCCAUACCUCUGCUUCGGUGUCUACACCUUCGACGACGCGGCCGUUGCCGGCCUAAUCUCCACCUCCAUCCGCUCUGCCCUCGACCGCCCGCUCAACUACGCCCGCAACUACCUCGCGGACCUCCUCCCACCGUGCGUGCGCAAGGUGGUCUACUUGGACUCCGACCUAGUCCUCGUCGAUGACGUGGCGAAGCUCGCCGCCACCCCGCUCGACGGGGACACCGUCCUCGCCGCGCCGGAAUACUGCAACGCCAACUUCACCUCCUACUUCACUCCCACCUUCUGGGCAAACCCUAGCCUGUCCCUCACGUUCGAAGGAAGGAGAGCCUGCUACUUCAAUACCGGGGUCAUGGUGAUUGACCUAAAGAAAUGGCGCGAAGGCGACUACACGACCAAGAUUGUGGAGUGGAUGGAGCUCCAGAAGAGGAUGAGAAUAUACGAGCUGGGGUCGUUGCCGCCGUUCUUGCUGGUCUUCGCCGGUCGCAUUGCGCCAGUCGAUCACCGGUGGAACCAACAUGGGCUCGGGGGUGACAACUUUCGAGGGCUGUGCCGGGACUUGCACCCCGGCCCGGUGAGCCUCCUCCAUUGGAGCGGGAAGGGCAAGCCGUGGGUCCGCCUCGACGCGAGCCGGCCGUGCCCGUUGGACGCGCUGUGGGCUCCGUACGAUCUGCUGGAGGCGCGGUUCGCGAUCGAGUCUUAACAAAGGAAGGAACGGUACGUACAGAGGGAGUUCUCUUCUUUUCUUUAUUCACUCCAAUGGACGUAAAUUAGUUUUUCUUCUAAUCUCUCCUCUUCUUUGUCCGAAUCUUGAUUCUUUUUCUCUUUUACUUUGGAGAUUUUCCUCGUUUUGGCUCACAAUUUCGAGAAGCGAAGAUCUGAAAGAGCGAGGGAGAUCUUUCGCUUCUCUUAAUUUGAUGAGGAUGAGUUUGUAUUGUACAUCCUAAAACUUGAUGAUGACCAAUACGACAUGCGACAUGGCAGUAGGUUAAAACUCAUGUAGAUCGUCAGUUUUUUUUGUUUUGAUAGCUGCCCAUGAUCUCAAUUCCAUUAGGUGUGUAUCAAGUGCCCGAUCCGAUAUGAUAUUCCACAUAUAAUACAAGUGCAUCUUUCAAGA
Messenger RNA from Syzygium oleosum, 1641 nucleotides. RefSeq names its product probable galacturonosyltransferase-like 1. Bases 151 to 1227 code for a protein of 358 amino acids. The transcript has a single exon. The record is from RefSeq and is a predicted model, not a curated record. NCBI's taxonomy places the organism in Eukaryota, Viridiplantae, Streptophyta, Magnoliopsida, Myrtales, Myrtaceae. Gene Ontology annotation, molecular function: glycosyltransferase activity. Gene Ontology annotation, cellular component: Golgi apparatus.